Mercenaria mercenaria is the source of this 433-nucleotide messenger RNA. RefSeq names its product solute carrier family 12 member 6-like. Lineage: Eukaryota; Metazoa; Mollusca; Bivalvia; Venerida; Veneridae. Gene Ontology annotation, biological process: cell volume homeostasis; potassium ion import across plasma membrane; potassium ion homeostasis. The transcript has 4 exons. Gene Ontology annotation, cellular component: membrane. Gene Ontology annotation, molecular function: potassium:chloride symporter activity. The record is from RefSeq and is a predicted model, not a curated record. The annotation marks the transcript as partial.
GAAGACAUUCACCAUCAGGGUAAAAUAUCAGCUCUUCUCAACCGACUGGGCAAUUUACAUGCAGGACUAGAACCCCCUAUUCCAAGCGAGAGAAAAAACGCCACAGCCAGAUGUGCGCCUCCGUCAAAAACACAAGUAGUAAUUAGCUAUGAUACUGAUUGUUUGGAAAAAUUCUUGGAGAGCUCGGCUUGGGACGUUACUUGGUGUGUAUCUGCCAUGUAUACAGAUAUCUUUGGUGUGCUUUUGUUUAUCCGUAUGACAUGGAUAGUGGGUAUGGCGGGUGCGAUAGAGGGCUUCCUUAUAGUCCUUGUCUGCUGUGGCUGCACACUGUUGACCGCUAUUUCAAUGAGUGCCAUAGCAACCAAUGGUGUGGUUCCUGCCGGAGGGUCAUACUUCAUGAUCUCAGAGCCCUUGGACCGGAGUUUGGAGGGCU